Messenger RNA from Carassius gibelio (silver crucian carp), 2932 nucleotides. RefSeq names its product ras-related protein Rab-8B. Gene Ontology annotation, cellular component: synaptic vesicle; endosome; plasma membrane. The coding region runs from base 137 to 760 and encodes 207 amino acids. The transcript is spliced from 8 exons. The record is from RefSeq and is a predicted model, not a curated record. Lineage: Eukaryota; Metazoa; Chordata; Actinopteri; Cypriniformes; Cyprinidae. Gene Ontology annotation, molecular function: GTP binding; GTPase activity. Gene Ontology annotation, biological process: protein secretion; Golgi vesicle fusion to target membrane; protein localization to plasma membrane.
CUCCUCGUCACUGCUGUGAGUGGGCAGCAGAAGUCGGAAACACAAGUUCGAGCGCAUCGUUUAUGAACCGUUAGCCGAACACCGUUACUCUGCUACCGAGCCAAAGCAAGGUAGCCAGACAGGAGAAACAGAAAACAUGGCGAAAACGUACGAUUAUCUGUUCAAACUGCUGCUCAUCGGAGACAGCGGAGUGGGCAAGACGUGUCUGCUGUUUCGGUUCAGUGAGGACGCGUUCAACACCACCUUCAUCUCCACUAUAGGGAUUGACUUUAAAAUCAGAACAAUCGAGCUGGAUGGGAAGAAGAUCAAGCUUCAGAUCUGGGAUACAGCCGGACAGGAGAGGUUCAGGACCAUCACCACAGCGUAUUAUAGAGGAGCAAUGGGAAUUAUGCUGGUGUACGAUAUCACAAAUGAGAAAUCGUUUGACAACAUCAAGAACUGGAUCAGGAACAUUGAAGAGCAUGCUUCAUCAGAUGUGGAACGGAUGAUAUUGGGGAACAAAUGUGACAUGAAUGAUAAGAGGCAAGUUUCAAAAGAAAGAGGGGAAAAGCUAGCUAUUGAUUAUGGAAUCAAGUUCUUGGAAACCAGUGCAAAAUCUAGCACAAAUGUUGAAGAGGCCUUUGUCACUCUUGCUAGAGACAUCAUGACCAGAUUAAACAGAAAAAUGAAUGAGAAUAACCCUUCGGGAGGAGGAGGAGCAGUGAAAAUCACAGAGAGUCGAUCCAAGAAGCCGAGCUUCUUCCGUUGCACUCUGCUCUAACCCUGCAGCUUUUGCAGCCUCAGUGUGUGAAUGAUUUUAUCUCUCUAUGUGUGUUUGGCGUGCGCGCGAGUGUUUGUGUGAGGGUUUACAGUACCACUGGACUUUCAGCUGUUAGCUGCUGCUGAGAGCUCUGGACUUUAGCCUGCCUCAUCUAUACUUACUGAAGGCCUGAAGAGAGUGUGCUAGAUAAAGACUAUUGCGCUGUUCCCAAAACGUUCCUUUUAAGCCAAAAUAUCCACCUACCUACCCCUUAACCCCCUGGAUCAGUCCCAAUUUAGUGUAGCCUAAUUUGAAUUGUGAGAUCAUUUUUUUAUCUUUAAAAUAAUUAAUUCCAUAUAGUGAAUUUAUAGUCACUUUGAUUUGAAAUGGUUUAUUAAAGCACCAUUAAAUGAAGGAAAUAGUAUAUCGAGUAUAUCUAAUGCCUGCUAUUAUGCAGUUUUUUUUUGCAAUAAAGAUUGUGUACCUGAAGUAAUGACUGAAGAACCUGAAGGUUUGAUAGUUAAAUAUUGGUCAAACUGAAGGACAUGAUAUUGAUAUAUAUAUAAAAUGUUUGUUAUCAUUGAAUGUUAUGUUUUGUUAUAUUUAGUCACCCAUUUUAUAUGUACUUAAUUUUUAUGUUUAGUUACUGUUCCAAAGCCGCAAUAAACUGUGGAAUAGAUGGCAACGUUCCACAGGUCUUAGUCUUCCCCCUUUCCCUGACUUUAUGUCAUUAACUGCAACAGAGACCAAAGUAAAAAGAAAUCGAAACUGUGAUAGAUACUAUUUAAAAUUGUCCUUGGGUUUUUUUAUUUUUUGGGGGGGGGGGGGGGGGGGGUUGUAAUCUCAUAUAUAUAAAGAAUAAAGAGAGAGGGCUAGGACCUGUUUCCUAAUGCUUGUUGAAGCAGCAGCAGCCAGCUAGGCCCUGUAUAUACAGUAUUACAUUUACUAAUGGUAUUAUAUUUUUAUACUCUAUUAACGUAAGCAUCUUUACUCACCACUUCAUAUGAAGCAAUUAAAGCAUGUUAACCUGUGCUUAUGUGGGAUUGAUUUAUUUGUUAAUACUUGUUUUUUGUUUUGUUUUUUUACUCAUUUAAAUGUUUUAUUCAGUAUUCUGUACGCUGUCUUUUGUAAUUCCCUCUUUUAUAAGAUUCUUAUGAGUGUGAAUUUGUGAAUUGUUUACAGCACAACUGCAGCAGUAUCUUUUUUAUUUUUUAUUUUAUGUCAUGCACUGUUAUUUGUGUGUGUGGGUCUCUUGUAGGACCUCCUCACUUCAUAAACCACUUAAAGUCCCGCCUGUGAAAUCAGCCACUUCAAAAAACAAGGCCAAUGUGGAAUUUGCAGACUUUUAUAACUGAUUCUGUGGGGGGGGGAGAAGACAUGGAGUUUCACAUUUAAACAUGCUUAACCAGAGCUGAGAGUACUAAACUUUUAUUACCUUGGUGUUCAAUUUCUGUCUAAAUCUGCAGAUCUUUCCAUUUGCAGAUUCUAUGUGGGCAUGUUACAAAGUGAGAACACAAACUGAAAUGUUGAGAAUCAACCUAGAUACUUCAGAAUUCACCUAAUUUACUCAAAAUGAAUGAUUGCUCUAUUGUUUAUGUUUAAGGGCGAAUGAUUGCUUGAGUUCUAUUGGCAUUGUGCAUCUGUUUGAAAGAGCCCCUGCUCGUGCUCUUGCGGCGUGCCAUUUCCACUUAAAGUGAUAGUUCACCCAGAAAUAAAACUUCAUUAACUCACCCUCAUGUCAGUCCAAACCCUGCUUUCUUUGUUCUGUGGAACACACAAAAAAGUAUUUUUGGAACAAGAAAGGUGUGUGUUUUUUGUCCAUACAAUUGGAAGUCAAUGAUUUGGUUAAAUUGUUUUUUUAAAAUAUACUGAUUUGCGUUCUGUAGAAAGUCAUACAGGUUUGAAACAACAUGAAGGUGGGCACAUGAUGACAGAAUUAUAAUUUUCGAGUGAACUAUCCCUUUAAUGGCCCAGUAGUCAUGUUUUGAAUAUGCAUGCAGGCACAUUUGCAUAUUUUUCAAUGAAACGGUGACAGCGCUCAGCCUCCCAUUUGAGCAUAAAGUCUUACUGACCAUACAAUGCAUUCUUUUAUGUUCUAUUUUAUAACAUGUCUUCCUUGAUUUUCUUGUCUGUACUCUGUGAUGUCAGAGUUAACUGAUUACGUAAAAAGAUUAAAAUAUCUUUUCUAAGUUA